This is a messenger RNA of Panicum virgatum (switchgrass), 1875 nucleotides long. RefSeq names its product probable choline kinase 2. Lineage: Eukaryota; Viridiplantae; Streptophyta; Magnoliopsida; Poales; Poaceae. Gene Ontology annotation, molecular function: ethanolamine kinase activity; choline kinase activity. The record is from RefSeq and is a predicted model, not a curated record. Gene Ontology annotation, cellular component: cytoplasm. The coding region runs from base 214 to 1431 and encodes 405 amino acids. The transcript is spliced from 8 exons. Gene Ontology annotation, biological process: phosphatidylcholine biosynthetic process; phosphatidylethanolamine biosynthetic process.
UGUAUGUCUCGUCUGGGUCGUUCCUGCUUCCUGCCACCAACCACUCUCCUCCACGAGCUGCCAUAGCAUACCCCGCGGAGCUCAUGCGCUGGCCCCAUAAAUCAAGCUUCGGAUUCGUUGCCUUGUGCUUCACAGCUGCUAGUUCGGAGCACCAGCUGCUGCAUCGUCUUCGCCGGCGGUCGGGAGCUCACCGGCGGGGCUCACGGGCCGGCGAUGGCUCCGGUCACCGAGGCGCGUUGGUUAGCGCUUCCUCCUCGCCUCCGGCUGACGCCACCGGCCGGCGCCGACGGAGUCGCCGCCGCCUCCAGCUGCAGAUAUCGCCGGCGCCUCCUCGCCCUCGUCCGCCCCCCGAUGGCCGCCGCCGACCCGCCGCCGCGCGGGGGUGCCGCGGCCCCCGCGCCCGUGCUGCGGCGGAGCCCCAGCAUCGAGCGCAUCCCGGAGGACGCGCGCCGCAUCCUGCUCCGCCUGGCCGGCGAGCUCUGGGGCGGCGACGUGGACCCGGGCGCGCUCGCCGUGUCCCAGCUCAAGGGCGCCAUGACCAACGAGGUCUUCCGGAUCACCUGGCCCGGCGGCGAGGGCGACCCGCGCAAGGUGCUCGUGCGCAUCUACGGCCAGGGCGUCGAGGUCUUCUUCGACCGCGCCGACGAGGUCCGCACCUUCGAGUGCAUGUCGCGCCACGGCCAGGGGCCCCGCCUCCUUGGCCGAUUCGCCAACGGCCGCGUCGAGGAGUUCAUCAACGCCAGGACGCUAUCUGCAGCCGAUCUGCGCGACCCGAAGAUAUCAGCGCUGAUAGCCAAGAAGCUGAGGGAGUUUCACGAUCUCGACAUGCCUGGACCCAAGGAUGUCUCGUUGUGGCAGAGGCUCAGGAGGUGGCUUGAGCAGGCUCGUGUCAGGUGUUCCGAGGAAGAGUCCAAACAAUUUCAGCUAAAUAAGCUUGGCGAUGAGAUUGCGUUGCUGGAGAAGGCGCUGUCGGGCAUCAACCAGUCAAUAGGAUUUUGCCAUAAUGAUCUGCAGUAUGGGAAUAUUAUGAUAUAUGAAGAGACCAGACAAGUCACCUUGAUUGACUAUGAAUAUGCCAGUUUUAACCCUAUUGCAUUUGACAUUGCAAAUCACUUUUGUGAGAUGGCUGCUGAUUACCAUACAUCAACACCUCAUGUGCUGGACUUUGCAAAAUAUCCUGACAUUGAAGAGCAGCGAAGAUUUGUUUGGACAUACCUUAGCUCUUCAGGUGAAAAUCCAUCAGAUGAGGAAGUUGAAAACCUACUAGGCUUGAUUGCAAAGUAUACUCUUGCAUGCCAUCUCUUUUGGGGCCUUUGGGGAAUAAUCUCGGCACACGUGAACAAAAACAUCGACUUCGAGUACAUGGAGUAUGCAAGGCAACGCUUCGAUCAGUACUGGCAGACAAAGCCUAGAAUACUUGGAUCCAACUGAUUACCCAAUUCUUUUUCUUGUUUAGCUAGUCCUGUGAAUUCUAUUCGUCAGUAGCGUCCAGUUGCUGCCAGUUCUUUGAUGCUAAUUGUCCAGCUCGUUCUGUAAGUUUCUAUAAUUAUAAUAUAUUUACUAUUUAACCGAUGAUGCAAGCAAUGUGAUUGACAUAUAGGGAGCAGGGAUGUAUAAAGCUACAAGAGGCGCCCGAUCUAUUGAAUUAAUGGAGCAUCUCCAGUAACAUUGUAGAUAAGUCCUGCAGUUCUCCCUUACAAGACAUAUAUUUAAUAGUAAAUCCCUUGCAGGGACAAUCACUCAUAUUCCAGAUAUGUUUACACCAUGGCUGCCAUCAUGCCCAUUUGGUUGUAAAUUGUAAUCCCUCCACUUCAAAAUAUAGCACUGCUUGACUUGUCAUGUUCCCUAAAACUAUAUUUUGGCCCACUAUUUUUC